AUGCGUCGCUUCCAACCCGUGCGAACGGUGCGGGCUUAUAAUUCAAGUGGAGUACAAAGGUGGAAGAAGGCGGUGGCGUUCUCGAUAAUGCAACAGGAGCGUUCCAGCGUAGAGAACAUGUCCAAUGGUAGCGUGGUGCGACGUGGUUCCACCGUGCCUGCACCACUGUCAGCAGCCACUAGCAGGAACAAGAAGUCGCGUCGCCGCUGCUACGUGGGCUGUGUUGCCAAACUUAUCGAUUCAUUUUUGAUUAAUUACUCC
This is a messenger RNA of Iphiclides podalirius (scarce swallowtail), 261 nucleotides long. The record is from the annotation of a GenBank genome assembly. Lineage: Eukaryota; Metazoa; Arthropoda; Insecta; Lepidoptera; Papilionidae.